Lingula anatina is the source of this 2057-nucleotide messenger RNA. RefSeq lists its product as uncharacterized. Lineage: Eukaryota; Metazoa; Brachiopoda; Lingulata; Lingulida; Lingulidae. The record is from RefSeq and is a predicted model, not a curated record.
ACUUAACAGAAAACAUUACGGUAGACGAACUACGAUCCAUCCAAGCUACUCUAGCAGAGAUUAAAAGUGAAAUGAUAAGAAAAUCUGACGUUAAGGAAAUCAUUGCCCAAAUGAAACAUGAAAUCAAGCAGGAGGUGAAGGAGGAUAUUAAACAAGAAAUGCAACAAUACUUGACUGAUAGACUCAGCCUCCUGAGCGAGAAAAUAGAUGCCCUAUAUCUGGAAAACGAAUCCCUGCGUGAGAAACUCUCCAAACAAAUCAGUGACACAAGGAAGUCCCUUGACAACCUAAAAGAAACCAGCCAUUUGGCGAAAACAGCUGUGAGAAUGGCAAACCACAACCAGCAGUAUUCGCAGAAAAACAACAUUAAGUUUUUAAACUGGCCGGAAAAACCAAAAGAAGACCUGAGGAGAGACCUCUGCCGCAUCCUGAAGGAAAAGGUGAAUGUGGACAUAAGCCCCGCCUCAAUUCUGGGAAUCCACAGAAUACCAGGUAACAGCGGUGGCGCAAGACCCGUUAUAGCCAAAUUCGUUAACACCGAGGAAAAAACGAAAGUUAUCAAGCAUAGACAAGCACUGAAAGGUAACUUUAUAAUGUUCGAUCACAUUACUCAGAAAAAUGCUGAGUUGAUCAAAAUUCUAAAAGGUAAAGAAGCUGUACAUUCAGCCUGGUACUUCAAUGGCAGAAUAUUUGCCAUAAGAAAUGACGGUCGCCGAUAUACAUUCGACAUAUUCGACGAUAUCGACACCAAAUUAAAACAAUAAGCCUGAAAAUGAACUUUAUACGGACACUGAAAUUUUGGACAAUAAAAAUCAAUGUAAAACUGAAAGUAGUUAUAAACAGCAGAGCGGUAACUGUUAGCUAGCCGCUCUAGCAUCAAAUUAUUAUUAUCAUUAUUAUUAUCAUUAUUUUUUUUAAUUACUAGUUAUUAGUACUAUCCUGUGUAUGUGUGUGUUUUCGAUAGUUUGUCUUGGUGUGUAUGUCAAUUCUGGUAGAAUGGGUACAAGUGGUCUAUUGUAUGCGUGGGUGGAUGGAAGUGAAUUUGAUAAUGCAUUAUAUAGUAUAACCGAUAUAUAUGUAGUUAAGUUAUCCCUAUUAGUUUGCAACAACGAAACACUUAGAUUUGAUACCUCAGUACGAUUGCUUUACCUACACUUAGAAUAUGACUGUGCGAUGUAAAUUUAUUUUCUGUCGUAUAUACAUAUGCGGCAGAAACCUGGUAGAUAUACACAGAUCAAAUCAAAUAUUAAAAUAUGCUCAGUAAAUUGUAGGGGUCUUGGGGACCGAAAUAAGCGGUUAGAUGUGUUCAAUUUCUUGCGGAAGAAAUCCUUUUCCAUCUACUGUUUACAAGAUACUCAUAGUACAUUAUCUAUGGAAAAAUAUAUAGCAGCUGAAUGGGGUUUUAAAUGCUUUUUCAGUCAUGGAACCUCUAAUUCAAGAGGAGUUGCAAUACUGGUUAACAAUAAUUUUGAAUAUAAAAUUAAGGAGGUUGAGAAAGACACUAACGGAAACUUUAUUGCUCUUAGUAUGAUAGUAGAUGAAAAAGACAUUUCACUCAUAAAUCUGUAUGGUCCCAAUAAUGAUUCACCUGAAUUUUUCUUAAAAAUACACGAGACAAUAAUGAAUUUUGGAAAUCAGGAUCAUAUUAUCUGUGGGGACUUUAACUUAGUAUUAAACCAAGAGAAGGACACAUAUAACUAUAAACAUAAAAAUAACCCCAAGGCCUCUAAUCAACUUUAUACCUUGAUGGAAUUACAUAACUGGCACGACAUAUGGAGGGAAAUGCAUGAGGAUGUUAGACAGUAUACAUGGCGGCAGCCUACGCCUUUUAAACAGGCAAGGUUAGAUUAUUUUAUUGUUUCCACAACCAUUACAAAUUAUAUCGAAGAUAGUCAGAUUAUUCCAGGUUAUAAGAGCGACCACUCCAUUAUAACUCUGGACUUACAGUUAAAAAGGAAAAUUAAACACGGAAAAGGUUUUUGGAAAUUCAAUAACUCCCACUUAUAUGAAAGUGAGUAUGCCGAUAUGGUAAAGCAGAUAAUCAAUGAAACUAUCUU